Molecule: messenger RNA, 1961 nt
Organism: Aspergillus campestris IBT 28561
Lineage: Eukaryota; Fungi; Ascomycota; Eurotiomycetes; Eurotiales; Aspergillaceae
Product: S53 family peptidase
Exons: 5
Coding region: 1-1941 (646 amino acids)
Biological process (GO): proteolysis
Molecular function (GO): tripeptidyl-peptidase activity; serine-type endopeptidase activity
Source: RefSeq, a predicted model, not a curated record
AUGAGAUCCUCCUUCCUGCUUCUUGGUGCGGCCACCGCCGGCGUGCUGGCCAUUCCCACUACGGACCAUGUAGUCCAUGAGCGCCGCGACUUUUUGCCCAGUCAUUGGACGGAAGAGGGUCGCCUAGAUGGCGAGGCCAUGCUGCCAGUGCGCAUUGGUCUGACCCAGUCUAACAUGGACCGCGGCCAUGACAUGCUGAUGGAUUUGUCCAACCCCGGUUCGGACCAAUAUGGCCAGCAUCUGUCAGCCGAAGACGUCCAUGACCUGUUUGCUCCAUCGCAGGACAGCGUAGACACUGUCCGUAACUGGAUUGAGUCUUCAGGUAUCCACCCGGAGCGCGUCUCGCACUCUACCAACAAGCAGUGGCUGCAGUUCGAUGCCACUACCAACGAGGUCGAAGAUCUCCUGCGCACGGAAUACUACCUUUACAACCAUGCUGGCACAGGCCGGUCGCACAUUGCCUGUCGCGAAUACCACGUGCCGAAGUCGGUGCAGGAUCAUGUCGAUUUCGUCAAGCCUGGAAUCAGCUUGAUGGAAGUCCGUGGCGCGCAGCACGCCCGGCGUGAUACCCCUCACACUCUGGCGAAACGCCAACUCGGCAUCUUGCCGCCGAUCUUGCGCCCGCUGACUGAGCCGAUAGAGGCUAUCAUGGGUGACUUCCUUGGGUUCUGCGGUGUGGCUGUCACCCCUAAGUGUAUCAAGGCCAUGUACAACGUCACCGACGGCAGCAAGAAGGCCAAGGGCAACGAGCUCGGCAUCUUCGAAGGUCUGGGAGACGUAUACGCACAAGAGGAUCUGGACAUGUUCUUUUCGACCGUGGCCCAUGAAAUCCCCGAGGGCACCCACCCCGUGCACCACCUCAUCGACGGGGCCGAGGCGCCCGCCGAGGUGACAAACGCGGGCCCCGAGUCCGACCUCGACUUCCAAGUCUCGUAUCCCCUCAUCUGGCCGCAGAACUCGGUGCUCUUCCAGACCGACGACCCAGUGUACCAAGAGAACUACAACUUCACGGGCUUCCUUAACAACUUCCUCGAUGCGAUCGACGGUUCCUACUGCAACGAGGAAUCCCCCGAAGACCCGCCCUACCCCAACCCGGCGAAAGGUGGCUACAAGGGCAAAAAGCAAUGCGGCGUGUACAAGCCGACCAACGUUAUCUCGAUCUCCUACGGCGCCGCCGAAGCUGACCUCCCGAUCAAGUACCAGCGCCGCCAAUGCCAAGAGUGGAUGAAGCUCGGUCUGCAGGGCGUGUCCGUCGUCGUCGCCAGCGGCGACUCCGGCGUCAUGGGCCGCGGCGGUAGCCCCCGCCCGAGCAACUGCCUCGGCGACGAUGACAAGGUGUUCGCGCCGGACUUCCCCGCCACAUGCCCCUACGUGACCGCCACCGGCGGCACCGUCCUCCCGCCGUUCGGCGACGCCGAAGCCCACGAGGAAGUCGCCACGUCGAGCUUCGCCUCGGGCGGCGGCUUCAGCAACAUCUACAAGCGGGCCGACUGGCAAAACGACGCCGUCGAGAAGUACUUCAAGACGGCCGACCCCGGCUACAAGCACUACUCGAGUGUCGACAACAGCUCAUUCGCCGCCGGCGGCGGGAUCUACAACCGGAUCGGCCGAGCCUACCCCGACGUCGCAGCCAUCGCGGACAACGUGCUCGUCUUCAACAAGCUCCUCCCGCAGCUGGUCAGCGGCACGUCAGCGGCAGCGCCGGUGUUCGCGUCCCUGCUGACGCUCAUCAACGAGGAGCGGAUUGCGGCGGGUAAGUCGACGGUGGGCUUUGUCAACCCUGUGAUUUAUGCGCAUCCGGAGGCGUUUAAUGAUGUGACCGAGGGGAAUAAUGAGGGGUGUGGUACUGAUGGGUUUAAGGCUGCUAAGGGGUGGGAUCCGGUUACGGGGAUGGGGACGCCGGAUUAUCAGAAGUUGUUGAAGGUUUUCAUGAAGGAGUAACUUCUCUUCUGUUGGUAUCU